CGUGCUUUCUGCUUGUAGUCGACCGUGUUGCUAUGUAGUUAGUAGUUCGCCUGGCAGUCGAAGUGACGCUGUGGACUCACUCAGUCACUGGUUUCGUAUUCGGAUUACGGAUAACGUCAACAAUUUUUUUCGUAACUUAUUCAUAUAAUUAGUUCUUGUUAUUGUUAGUGACGAGUUGGUGAUAUACUGCAAGUGUCUUUCUUCCAAGGUGUGACUGCCGUUUCGACCUAUUGCCAAAUAUUUCGUAAACGCGUUUAUUUAAUGAUUGUUGUUGCAAAGGUGAGGUGAUCGUUGCAAAUAAUAUUAUCGUUGUGAUCUACAAGAACCUAAAGGAUUUCUUCCGUUUUGUGAUUAUCGUGUGUGAUUCGUGAUACAGAAUAGGAAAACCAAAAAUGCAAAACGUGCAAGAUUAUCACGCGAUAAGUUCCAGAUUGUCGGUAAUGGGAAAGAGUUUGGAUGCCGCAAGUACUUCCGGUGGUGGUAGUGGUGAUAUUGUUAAAAAGUUACGUACCGGAACCGUUUCCCAAGCCCAAAGCUCCACGGACGCCGCGGAAUGUCGCGUGUCGCGAGUUACUAGUAGCAAUGAUAGUAAAGCGCAGCAGACUUAUUUGACUCAAAGUAGUGGUGAUAAACAUUUUCAGGCAUCGAUCGUUGCAGACAAAUAUGUGCUUCUCGAUCAAGUCGAAGGAAGUUCGCUCUAUCGAUGCGUCGAUAUCAAUACUCAGAAUGAGCUGGUGUGCAAGGUUGUGUCUAGAGAUUGCCAUUCGUUAGUGUCGGCUCAUUAUCGGUUAGAUUCGCACCCGAGGGUGUCAUCUCUCCACGAAGUGUUGGUAGGUAGUCGUUACCUAUACCUAGUGUUCCCUGAAGCUCACGGAGACCUGCACUCUUACGUCAGGUCCCGGAGGAGACUUCGGGAAUCGGAGGCGAGAAAAUUGUUCAGGCAAAUCGCCGAAGCCGUUCAGGCCUGUCAUCGGAAUGGAAUUGUUCUAAGGGAUCUUAAGCUUCGGAAGUUUGUUUUUGCUGAUGCUCAAAGGUAG
Molecule: messenger RNA, 1037 nt
Organism: Agrilus planipennis (emerald ash borer)
Lineage: Eukaryota; Metazoa; Arthropoda; Insecta; Coleoptera; Buprestidae
Product: tribbles homolog 3-like
Exons: 3
Coding region: 393-1037 (214 amino acids)
Biological process (GO): positive regulation of proteasomal ubiquitin-dependent protein catabolic process; protein phosphorylation; regulation of MAP kinase activity
Cellular component (GO): nucleus
Molecular function (GO): ATP binding; protein kinase activity; mitogen-activated protein kinase kinase binding
Source: RefSeq, a predicted model, not a curated record